AUCAAUACAAACCUAAUAAUAAUACAAUAUAAAACAGUGGAUAUGUAAAACCAAAAACUUGCUACCGGGAAAAAAAUGUUUAAACUUAUCCUAAGUGUGAGCUCAUUUAUACUUAUCUAUAGGGAAUAGAGAGGGGGAGAGAGAAACUCAGAAACAGUUGGGGAAAGGGGAGGGACUGCAUUUAACAAACAAACAAAAAAACCUGGGGGGUUUUGUUAUACUACUUGUCUUGGGGAACCAAACGUCCACACAUGUCUGGAUGCGCUGAGUGAGGGGAUGUCUUGGGGAGACGUAUCAGGCAAUUCAGGGAAAUGUGAGUACUGCGGCCAGGGAGGGCAUGAUGGGAGAACCAGUUUGAAAGGAAAUGGCAGAUUGAAGCAGAAGUGUUGGAACGGAGGUGCUGGAAAGAUUUGGAGAACAGCGUGUGGAAACCAGAGAUGGUGAGGAGGCUGUGGAGAGUGCCCAAAGAAGGAGAACAGAUAAGGGGUAAUGUAGAGGUGACUGGUAAAUGGAAACUGAAGUGAUGGAGUAAAGGGGAAGUUUGAGUGAACAAUGGAUUUGACAUGGAGAAUGCCCCGAAGGCAGAGGGGUGAGGAAGCAGGUGAUGCGACAGCACAGACAUGAUGCCAAGGAGGCAAAGAGCACUCAUGGGCCUUAUUAGUGGAGAGGGCAUGUAACCAGUGGCCCAGGUUAUGCAGGGAUGGCAGAACCUGGUUUGUGCCUUGCGCCAUGUUUGAUGCCAUGGAAGGGAUUCAGAUUUGGUUUGUUAAUGAGUUAACCAUAAGGAAGGUCUCAGUAAAGGGGAUUAAUCAGUGCGAUAGACCCCAAUCCGUGUGUUCUUUGCCUUGUUCCUCCCUCCUCACAAACGAGGCCCUUGCCUGUUAGGGUCACACCACUACACACAGCAACAAAUUUAGGAUUUUAAUACAAGUCAGCACGAUGAUUCUUUUGGUGCCACCCAUGAGUGGAUUUGCUCGCUGUAAAAGCGAGAUACCCGAAUCCUAGUUCCAUCCCCUCCCUCCCGUGACACUCAGAAAAGCAGCUUUUAAACUAUUUCGUUGGCCUAAUAAAAGAGAUGGCGUUUACCCAAAGAACCUUGUCAGCUGUUAAAGGCGAGGAGGCGGCGAAGGAUGCUCGUCCCUCAGCCGCCGGGAUGCGGGCAGGCGAGCGAGCGAGCGAGCGAGGACGUCUCUGCUACAAACCCAGUUCCUGCCAAGAGCAAGAAUAAAAGGGAAAAGAAAAAGGAAAAUGAAGUUGUGAAUGGACUUAGGGGUGAGCUGUGCUAUGAGCCAGACUUCAUAGAAGACAGGAUGAAGAUUUAUGAAACACUGAAAAAAGAACACGAUGCCUUGCUUUCCUACAGAGCAGCCAGUGAGAACAGACCCAUCAAAAUAAUUCUGACUGAUGGGAAUGUGGUUGAAGGGGAAUCUUGGAAAACCACACCUUAUCAAAUAGGUGCAGGAAUUAGUCAAGGAUUGGCAGAAAAUGCAGUGAUAGCCAAAGUGAACAGUGAAUUGUGGGAUAUGGAUCGUCCAUUGGAAGGAGACUGCACACUUGAACUGCUUACAUUUGAUAAUGAAGAAGCUCAGGCUGUUUACUGGCAUUCAAGUGCUCACAUCCUUGGAGAAGCUAUGGAGAGUUACUAUGGAGGCUGUUUGUGCUAUGGGCCACCUAUUGAGAAUGGAUUUUAUUAUGACAUGUAUAUUGAAGACAGGGGUGUCUCUAGUACAGAAUUCCCAUCACUGGAGAACAGAUGUAAAAAUAUCAUUAAAGAAAAGCAGUCGUUUGAAAGACUAGAAGUCAGCAAGGAGAUUCUGUUAGAUAUGUUUAAGUAUAACAAGUUUAAAUGUCGUAUCCUGAAUGAAAAAGUUGACACGCCAACUACCACAAUAUACAGGUGUGGUCCAUUGAUUGAUCUUUGCAGAGGGCCACAUGUGAGACAUACUGGAAAAAUUAAGGCUUUAAAAAUAUUUAAGAAUUCCUGUACAUAUUGGGAAGGAAAGGCUGACAUGGAAACUCUGCAGAGAAUCUAUGGAAUAUCCUUCCCUGAUAGCAAAAUGAUGAAGGAAUGGGAAAAAUUCCAAGAAGAAGCCAGAAACCGGGAUCAUAGAAAAAUUGGAAAGGAACAAGAACUUUUCUUUUUCCAUGAUCUGAGUCCAGGAAGCUGUUUUUUCCUCCCCAGAGGUGCCUUCCUUUACAAUGUACUUACAGAUUUUAUACGAGGCGAGUAUCACAGACGUAACUUCACUGAAGUAGUGUCGCCCAAUAUCUAUAAUAGUAAACUCUGGGAAGCAUCGGGCCACUGGCAACACUACAGUGAAAAUAUAUUCUCGUUUGAAGUUGAGAAGGAGACUUUUGCUCUAAAACCCAUGAACUGUCCAGGACAUUGCCUGAUGUUUGCUCACCGCCCACGCUCCUGGAGGGAAAUGCCUAUUAGACUGGCAGAUUUUGGAGUUCUUCAUCGAAAUGAACUUUCAGGGACUUUAAGUGGCUUGACGCGAGUCAGGCGCUUCCAACAGGAUGAUGCUCACAUCUUUUGCACAAUGGAACAGAUUGAGGAAGAAAUGAAGGGCUGUCUCAACUUCUUGCAGUCAGUUUAUGCUGUCUUUGGUUUUACCUUCCAAUUGCAUCUUUCCACAAGACCUGAAAAUUACCUAGGGGAAAUAGAAAUCUGGGACCAUGCAGAAAAGCAACUACAAAACAGCUUGAAUGAUUUUGGAGAGCCAUGGAAGUUGAAUCCAGGAGAUGGAGCAUUUUAUGGUCCAAAGAUUGAUAUCAAAAUCAAAGAUGCUAUUGGUAGAUACCAUCAGUGUGCUACUAUCCAACUUGACUUCCAGCUACCAAUCAGGUUUAAUCUUACGUAUGUUGGUAAGGAUGGUGAUGAUAAGAAAAGGCCAGUGAUCAUUCAUCGAGCCAUUUUGGGCUCAGUGGAGAGAAUGAUAGCUAUUCUAGCAGAAAAUUAUGGAGGAAAAUGGCCUUUCUGGCUCUCCCCUCGGCAGGUCAUGGUUGUUCCAGUGGGGCCUACUUGUGAGGAAUAUGCCCAUCAGGUUUGUAGUGAAUUUUUUGAAGCAGGAUUUAUGGCUGAUGUUGAUGGAGACCAGAGUUGCACAUUAAACAAGAAAAUAAGAAACGCACAGCUGGCUCAAUAUAAUUUUAUUUUAGUGGUUGGGGAAAAGGAAAAAGCAAGUAAUGCUGUCAAUGUGAGAACAAGAGACAACAAGGUUCAUGGAGAGAUUUCCAUAUCUUCUGCCAUUGAAAAACUAAAGAAUUUAAAGAAUUCUCAUACUCUAAAUGCAGAGGAAGAAUUUUGAAAUUGGUUAAUUUCCUGAGAUGAAACCAAAAUGCCUGGC
Molecule: messenger RNA, 3350 nt
Organism: Alligator sinensis (Chinese alligator)
Lineage: Eukaryota; Metazoa; Chordata; Crocodylia; Alligatoridae
Gene: TARS3
Product: threonyl-tRNA synthetase like 2
Exons: 19
Coding region: 1131-3311 (726 amino acids)
Biological process (GO): threonyl-tRNA aminoacylation
Cellular component (GO): cytoplasm
Molecular function (GO): ATP binding; threonine-tRNA ligase activity
Source: RefSeq, a predicted model, not a curated record